AUCGAAGUUGGCGAGGUAUCUAAUAGCACGGAUAUCUAACAUGGGCUUGGUCUAAUACUGAUGUUCUCUCAGUUUAACUUUGUCUCAGAAAAUCUCAGGUUCUGAGCUCCUGAUCUGCUGAAUGCGUUCUCACUUUGUGGAAAUCAGUUCUUGGGUUUGCAGAUUCUGUGGAAGUGUGAACUGGGAUUUUUUUGAACAUAAAAAAUCUUGUUGUAGAGCUCAAAAUCAAGUUUCUGAAGAAUAUAGGUUUUGAUUUCUAUCACGGGCUACGUUCAGUUUGGAUAGGUAUUUCUUUCCUGAAUAUGAAAACUGGAAUUCCAACUAUAAAAGAAGCAUUUUUGUUGAUGCAUCUGGUCAAGUUGUGUUAAGACAUCGAGAUUUCUGUGGUACUUUUUUUCUGAUCCUGGAGAAAUAGGUUGCCACAUACAAGAAUAUUUAUUUAUGUCGGAUUUGCCGUAAGUUCAGUGAACAUUUGCGGAUGAUCAUGGAGAAGCAGAGCAGCUUUAAGGGCGUUAAAAUGGAGAAACAACUGAGUUUUCGCGGGGUAGAUGAAAAGCAGGCUCAUUCUCGGGGGGCAAUGGAAAAACAGCAGAGUUUUAGAGGGGUUAUGGAGAAACAGAAAAGCUUUCGGGGAUUUAUGGAGAAACAGAAGAGCUUUCGGAUAGUGAUGGAGAAGCAGCUGAGUUUCAUAAAUGGUGAGAGGAAGAAGACCAGGGACUCUCCGGGAAAAAGAGGCGAUUCGCCCCUUCAUUUGGCGGCUCGGGCGGGGAACUUAGGUAGAGUGAGAGAGAUUCUUCAGAAUUGUGAUGGUAACGAGGCAAAGGAUUUGUUGGCAAAGCAGAACCAGGAGGGGGAGACUCCCCUUUAUGUUGCGGCAGAGAAUGGGCAUGCUUCAAUUGCUGGUGAGAUGUUGACACAUUUGGACCUGCAAACUGCAUCUAUCACUGCAAGGAACGGCUAUGAUCCAUUCCAUGUUGCCACAAAGCUGGGUCAUCUUGAUGUGUUGAAGGAACUUCUGCACAUAUUCCCCAACUUGGCCAUGACUACAGAUCUCUCCAAUUCAACUGCCUUACACACAGCUGCUACUCAGGGGCACAUCGAGAUAGUCAACCUUCUUUUGGAAACUGACGCCAACCUUGUUAAGAUAGCUAAAAAUAAUGGUAAGACUGUACUUCAUUCGGCAGCCAGGAUGGGACGCUUGGAGGUUGUGAAAUCUCUACUAAACAAAGAUCCAAGUACUGGUUUUAGGACUGAUAAGAAAGGCCAAACUGCCUUGCACAUGGCUGUGAAAGGGCAAAAUGAGGAGAUUGUGCUGGAAUUGAUAAAGCCUGACCCAUCAGUUUUGAGUUUGGAGGAUAAUAAGGGAAACACAGCGUUGCAUAUUGCCACAAAUAAGGGCCGUGUUCAGAAUGUACGUUGUUUGUUAUCAGUUGAGGGUAUUAAUAUCAAUUCAAUGAACAAGGCUGGAGAGACUCCACUUGAUAUUGCUGAAAAAUAUAAAACGGCAGAACUUGUCUCCAUUUUAAGGGAAGCAGGAGCCACCAAUUCUAAGGACCAAGGAAAACCUCCAAGUGCAGCAAAGCAACUUAAGCAGACUGUCAGUGACAUAAAGCACGAUGUCCAGUCACAACUUCAACAGACCCAUCAAACUGGCGUCAGGGUCCAAAAAAUUGCAAAGAGGCUAAAAAAGCUUCACAUUAGCGGUCUUAACAAUGCUAUAAACUCUGCAACCAUUGUUGCUGUUCUCAUAGCUACUGUUGCUUUUGCAGCCAUCUUUACUGUACCUGGCCAGUAUAUUGAGGAGAAAACAAAGGAUGCCUCACUUGGACAAGCCCAUAUAGCCAAAAAAGCGGCUUUCCUAGUCUUCUUUGUGUUUGAUAGCCUGGCAUUAUUUAUCUCCCUGGCUGUUGUUGUAGUCCAGACAUCUGUGGUUGUGAUAGAACCAAAGGCGAAGAGGCAGCUUGUAUUUGUGAUUAACAAGCUAAUGUGGCUGGCUUGUCUCUUCAUUUCAGCUGCCUUCAUUUCUCUGACAUUUGUAGUGGUUGGCUCAGAUGGCCGAUGGCUUGCUGUGUGUGCUACAGUAAUAGGUUGUACAAUCAUGCUCACGACCAUUGGCUCAAUGUGCUAUUGUGUUAUCUUACAUAGAAUGGAGGAGAAAAAAUUGAGGAACAUAAGGAAAGCUGAGAGCCGAUCUCGUUCAUUCUCUAUGGCAUCAGAACCUGAGAUUCUGAACAGUGAAUAUAAGAGGAUGUACGCACUCUGAGGUCAGUGGAGGAGAAAUAUAGCACAGAAGUUGGAAGGAUUGGGUGGGCUAAUAUUCCUCAAUUUAUAUCUUAACACAAUCAUUGUUCCUCCUGGUAUAGUAACCAAUCAUAUGAAUCUUAUUAUUGUAGGACCCCGAGCUGAGGGUUCCUUAGCGUAUAUGAAGAUAUGGAACCAAACAAGUACCUGGCAUCAGCAAACCCAGGGGAGAAGGUAUUGAGGCCGUUCAACUUGUUAUUUCGUGCUUGCUUUGCAUCUUCACAUGAUCACAUGAAAACUUCAUAUUUCCUCUCCUGAUGGGUCCUCUACGGCAUUGACAGUGCCUUGAUUUUAGAUAUGUAAUCAACGUAUAUCUUAGAGAUCCUGAUAGAAUUUGUAAGAAGCUAAAUAGCAGCCUGAGGUGCAAACAACUAAUGCCUACUCAACAAUCUGCUUUUGAGUUUAUACAUAAUCUAUUUAUGUGCA
Molecule: messenger RNA, 2727 nt
Organism: Carya illinoinensis
Lineage: Eukaryota; Viridiplantae; Streptophyta; Magnoliopsida; Fagales; Juglandaceae
Product: ankyrin repeat-containing protein At5g02620-like
Exons: 4
Coding region: 479-2263 (594 amino acids)
Cellular component (GO): plasma membrane
Molecular function (GO): protein phosphatase regulator activity; protein phosphatase 1 binding
Source: RefSeq, a predicted model, not a curated record